AAAUACAAAACCUCAAAUCCAAGUGAAGGGAGAUGCCAAUUCAAGUCAUAAUCUUCUUUUGCCAAUAUAAUAAUCUUGUAUAUUAAAUCUUUUUUAAGGCCACCAAGAAAAAAGACUCUAAUCUAAUGGGUGUUGCCUGUUCUUCCUCUCUCUCUACUGCUGCCACUGUCAGCGUCAGUCGUUGCUAUCUUUUUCCUCUCACAUCAGAAUCAGAAUCAAAAUCAAACCUGAACUCUAUUUCAUUUCCAACCAUUGAUACUCAUUCUAUAAAAUCCACUAACAAUUUCUUUUUACAACAUCACUAUUCUUCUUCUUCAUCUUCAAAGAUUGUGCCUUUGAGCUGUAGCAGAAUAAGGUUGAUGAUGGAGACACCCCAAGAAGGAAGUUCUACAGAACCCAUUAUAGAUUUUCAUGGAAUUGAUGAUGAAUUGGUUCAAAAGAUGGUUUAUGAUGCUCUUGUUUGGUGCUCUCUCCAUGGUCUUGUUGUUGGUGACAAAAAUGUUCAGAGAUCAGGAAAAGUACCUGGUGUGGGCAUGAUACAUGCUCCAUUUUCCUUGCUGCCUGUAGCAUUUCCUGAAAGUCAAUGGAAGCUAGCAUGUGAGGUUGCACCCAUUUUUAAUGAACUGAUCGAUCGUGUUAGUCUGGAUGGAAAAUUUCUGCAGGACUCAUUAUCAAGAACAAAGAAAGUAGAUGUUUUUACAUCAAGACUUCUGGAUAUUCAUUCCAAGAUGCUAGAAAAGAAUAAGAUGGAGGAGAUACGCUUGGGUUUACAUCGCUCUGAUUACAUGCUUGAUGAACAAACUAAAUUGCUUCUCCAAAUAGAACUAAAUACAAUUUCAGCUUCGUUUCCUGGCCUCAGCCCUCUUAUCACCAAUCUUCACAGGAGCUUGCUGAAGCAUCAUGGAAAACACCUCGGAUUAGAUCCCCAAAGAGUACCAAACAACAAUGCUGUCAAUCAAUUUGCAGAGGCGCUGGCUAAAGCUUGGAUUGAGUAUAAUAGCCCUAGGGCUGUAGUAAUGGUUGUUAUUCAACCUGAGGAGCGCAACAUGUAUGACCAACAUUGGCUUUCUGUUACUCUGAAGCAACAACAUAACAUUACAGCUAUUCGGAAAACAUUGGCAGAAAUUGAUGAAGAAGGGGAACUUCUACCAGAUGGAACAUUGCUUGUAGGUGGCCAAGCAAUUGCAGUGGUUUAUUUUAGAUCUGGAUAUGCACCGACUGAUUAUCCUUCAGAAGCAGAAUGGAGAGCUAGGUUACUAAUGGAGCAGUCUCUAGCAAUCAAGUGUCCGUCCAUAUCUUAUCAUUUAGCAGGAACCAAGAAGGUUCAGCAAGAACUUGCAAAACCUAAUGUGCUUGAGAGGUUUCUUGAGAAUAAGGAUGACAUUUCCAAGCUGCGGAAAUGCUUUGCUGGUCUUUGGAGUUUGGAUGACUUGGAUAUUAUUAAUAGAGCCAUUGAAAGACCUGAGCUAUUUGUGAUGAAGCCUCAAAGAGAAGGCGGAGGGAACAAUAUCUAUGGUGAUGAUGUGAGAAAAAACCUUUUCAGAUUGCAGAAGGAAGGAACUGAAGAAGAUGCAGCUUACAUACUCAUGCAACGAAUAUUCCCAUCUGUUUCCCCUACUCUUUUGGUACGUGAAGGCAUUUGUUAUAGAGAUCAUGCAAUCUCAGAACUUGGAGUGUAUGGUGCUUACUUGAGGAACAAGGAUAAGGUGAUUAUAAAUGACCAAAGUGGAUACUUGAUGCGAACAAAGGUAGCUUCAUCAGAUGAAGGUGGAGUUGCGGCUGGAUUUGCAGUCUUGGAUAGCGUAUACUUGAGAUAAUGGAGCAGGUUUCAUUUUCUUCAAGUGGGUUUCAAGCUCAAACAGUCGCAAUUAGCUUUCAUGUACAUCAAGUUAUUCAGCACCAGAACUGAGUGUUUUGAAACAGCAAGGGUUUUUCUAAAUAUUCUUGAAAAGGAAAUACUCACGUGGAGAACUUGUUCCAUUAGCAUAAUUGUAAUGGGCUAAUGGGUUGCAAGAAUUGUAUGCCUGUGUGACAAUAUCCAUUAAUUUCUUUCAUUGUAAUCAAUCUGAAUUUGGCAUGGAAGGAUGAACAAAGUAAAUACAAGUUGAGCGAGGUCGGCUAUACCUGCUGCAACUACUGUAUAUGAUUUAAUUGAUGACCGGAGUUCACCUCAA
This is a messenger RNA of Ricinus communis (castor bean), 2174 nucleotides long. RefSeq names its product glutathione synthetase, chloroplastic. NCBI's taxonomy places the organism in Eukaryota, Viridiplantae, Streptophyta, Magnoliopsida, Malpighiales, Euphorbiaceae. Gene Ontology annotation, cellular component: cytosol. The coding region runs from base 126 to 1817 and encodes 563 amino acids. Gene Ontology annotation, biological process: glutathione biosynthetic process. The record is from RefSeq and is a predicted model, not a curated record. The transcript is spliced from 12 exons. Gene Ontology annotation, molecular function: glutathione binding; ATP binding; glutathione synthase activity.